AUGAAUCAACAAUCAAAUCCAAUUGAAAUUGAUGUCAACGGUAUAAAUGAGAAUAUUUUCUCAAUAAUCGAUGUAUUACCAACUACAAACGAUAUUAUUCACGAAGAAAAUAACGAUGAAAUUGAAGAUAAAUCAAUUUCAACAAAAAAAACUUGGUGUUCAAUAUUAAAUCCAAUUGUUCAACGAGUUCUUGGAUUUAGUUUAUUUUCAGUUAUAACAAUUCUUCUUGGAACACUUAUUGUUUGUUACACAACACCAAAAUCGACAGUGAAAAAAUGUGAAUUAAACUUCGUUCAAACAAAUCCAAAUCCAAUUGAAUAUAAUUAUGGUCCACGAUCAGUUGCUACAUGUGAUGUUAAUAACGAUAAUUGGUUAGAUAUUGUUAU
Messenger RNA from Adineta ricciae, 386 nucleotides. Lineage: Eukaryota; Metazoa; Rotifera; Eurotatoria; Adinetida; Adinetidae. The record is from the annotation of a GenBank genome assembly.